This is a messenger RNA of Arabis nemorensis, 1191 nucleotides long. Lineage: Eukaryota; Viridiplantae; Streptophyta; Magnoliopsida; Brassicales; Brassicaceae. The record is from the annotation of a GenBank genome assembly.
AUGGCCGCCCCACUGAUUCCGGAUCCGCCGUUAGAGCCAUCUCCUCCUCUAAAAUAUCCCACCGUCUCCCCCACCGAAGUCACUCGAUCAGAUCGGAUAAGAAAUCCUCAUUGCUGGUCCAAUCUUCCUCAAGAACUCUUGCUAUUGGUUUUUGAACGUCUUGGUUUUGCCGAUUUCGAACGAGCUAAAUCUGUUUGUUCACCUUGCCAAUCCGCUUCGAGACAAGCUAAACCAAACAACCAAAUCCCUUGGAUGAUUAUAUUCCCCAAGGACAAGAAUUAUGGUCUCUUGUUUAAUCCUGAAGAAAAAGACAGAGUUUACAAAACCCAAGACCUUGGCAACGACUUUUCCCGGUGUUUUUGCAUGGCGACUUAUAGAAGCUGGCUGUUGAUGCUAGACCCUCUCUACACUGACGACUUUCAACACAAUUUUUAUAUUUUAGAUCUUCUAACCCGCGAGAGGAUCAUCAACCUACCAACUAUGGCAUCAGGGCUUCACUCUCCAGUAUUUUGGAUAGACGAGAAAACCAAAGAUUACCUAGUCAUUGGGAUGUUUGGCGAAGAUCAUGCGGUUUGUCUCAAGAAAGGAGAUAACUCGUGGAAACAAAUUCCAUCCCUGUCAGGUAUCGAAGAGUGUUUUAACAUGGUAUACAAGGAUCAUAAGCUUUAUUGUCUCAACUAUUGUAAGCUCAAGAUUUUCGAUUUUUCUGGAGAAAUUCCGGUGAAAAUUUUCAGCAUUACCGUGCCUGGAUGCAUAAAACCAUUAUUGAUGCUUCCCGGAAGAUUUCCACAUAAUUUCUCUUGGACUCGUAUGAAGAAUAACGUAGUUGUUACGGUAAGUGGACAUGUCUUAAUUGUUAACUGCAUACGUCGGAGUAUGUCCAAAAUAUGGAACUUUGAAAUCUACAAGAUGGAUUCACCGAAAGGGAACAAGUGGGUGGAGAUUUUUUCUUUGGGAGACGAGGCAAUUCUUUUGGAUUUGGGCAUCACAGUGCUCGCCAAGGACACUGAAGGUAUUAAGAAAAACUCGAUCUACUUCAAUGGCACUGAUUUUGAAGGUCAAUAUGAUGGAAAUGAUAGCUUCAUAUUUAAUCUUGACACAAAGACGAUUGAACAACCACACCAAUUUUUUUGCUCGUAUGUUCCAUGCUCUAAUGUGCGAUGGUUCUUACCAUGUUUCCAACGGGAAUAA